AACGUAUAAACUAUAAAUACCCCAAAUUUGACCACCACAAGAAACCCCGAUCGCCGGUAACAAAUCCUAACUUCCCUGGAAAUUUCGUAUUCCAUUUAGCCUUCUCUUCGCCGGCUCCCAAGUGCCGAAACAAAUCUCAACCACAUAUUGGUACUUUCUUCACGAAUUUGCAUUUAUUCUGCCCGCUCGCCGGCUAUCCUGCCGUUAUCCGUUACCGAAUCGUCGCCGGCGUGCGGUCAUUGGGAAAUACUGAAUUUCCUUUCCCGUCGGAGCUCCGGCUUUGCAUUCUGGAGCAUCUGCAGGGGAAAUGGAUUGGAAAAAUUUGUUAAAGGUAGUUAUAUUGAUGUGCUUAUUUUCGCUCUCACCUGGAAGAGAACUUAAUGUCAGGGCGAAGCUCAAAUCUGAUUUGGCAGUUUAUAAUCACACACUUGCCACAAUCUUGGUAGAAUAUGCUGCAGCUGUCUAUAUGACUGAUACCUUUGAACUAUUUACUUGGACGUGCUCAAUUUGUGAUGAUUUGACCAGGGGAUUUGAAAUGAUUGAGCUGAUUGUUGAUGUCCAGUAUUGUCUGCAGGCAUUUGUUGGAGUGGAUCCUAAUAUUAAAGCUAUUGUUGUUGCAUUCAGAGGCAGUACAACCAGCAUAAUGAACUGGGUUGAAGAUCUAUACUGGAAGCAGCUUGAUUUUGAUUAUCCUGGAAUGGAUGGUGCAAUGGUGCAUCAUGGAUUUUAUAAUUGUUAUAAUGCUUCAACUAUACGUUCUUCGGCAUUAAAUGCUGUUAAAGAAGCCAAAAUGUUUUAUGGAGAUUAUCAGAUUAUGGUGACAGGGCAUUCAAUGGGAGGGGCAUUGGCUGCUUUUUUUGCACUGGAUCUCACUGUCAAUUUUGGUGCUGAAGAAAUUCAGGUUAUGACAUUUGGACAGCCUAGAAUGGGCAAUGCAGCUUUUGCAACCGGCUAUAGCGAGCGUGUGCCGAACACCAUCCGUGUGACACAUGGUCAUGAUAUUGUGCCUCAUUUGCCCCCUUAUUUUAGUCUUUUCCCUUCAAAGACAUACCAUCAUUUCCCAAGAGAGGUUUGGCUUUAUAACAUUGGUUUGGGAAGUCUAGUUUAUACAGUAGAGAAGGUUUGUGAUGGUUCUGGGGAAGACCCAACUUGCAGCAGGUCAGUGACUGGAAACAGCAUUUCAGAUCAUCUAACAUACUAUGGCAUUCGACUAGGAAACGAGGAAUCAGUUUCAUGCAGCAUUGUCUUGGACCCUCGUGUUUCCAGUUACGCAACACAAUAUGUUAACGGGAAUGUGAUUUUAUCCCGAGAUCUGUAUGCUUCAGUCCUAAGAAUUAAUUCAGAUCAUACUGAUCAGAUCAAACCUUUGUGAUAUUUAUAUUAUUAGAUCGAUUUUUUGUCCAACUCCCUGAAUUUCUCUAUUGGGUGGGGAGUAUAUGUAAUCAUGUAAAUAGUGUAAAUUUAUUGUCUAUUCAACCACGCAAAAUAGAAUACUGACUUUAGCUGUACUUUGGAACAUUCUUUAGUCGUCCGGGUUGGAUUACUGUAUCUUCUUCCAUGUUUUAUGGUAAUCUAAAGAUGCCAUUGAUUCUGAUGAUCA
This is a messenger RNA of Ipomoea nil (Japanese morning glory), 1600 nucleotides long. Its product is annotated as lipase-like. The transcript is spliced from 11 exons. Gene Ontology annotation, biological process: lipid metabolic process. The record is from RefSeq and is a predicted model, not a curated record. Bases 308 to 1372 code for a protein of 354 amino acids. NCBI's taxonomy places the organism in Eukaryota, Viridiplantae, Streptophyta, Magnoliopsida, Solanales, Convolvulaceae.